UUUUAAAAAGUCAUUCAGUCAAAUCGCCGGUUAACCGCAAGUUAGCAGACAUUUCGAGAGCCUAACACCUUCUCGAGAUGUACAUUGAACUUCGAACCCUUUUUAAUUGAUUUUUAAUCUAUUUUUUUAAAUCUUUUGAAAUUUUUUCUUGACUUUAUCAAAAAUCAAGUGGCGACUCCGUAAUUUGGAAAGUUGAUUUUUCUUAAAUAAUAAGAUUAAUUGAUUUUCGGAAACCUAGUCAAUUUCUCCCAUUUUUAAACAUAAAUAAUAGUAUUUUUUAAAAUAAAACAGAAAUGGCGACUCCGCUGGGGAAUAAUUAAGUUAUAACCAUAAGAUUUAACUGUUUGACUAAGUGUUUUUAAUUGUUAAAAUGUCAUUUGUGCCGAAUGUGUUUAAUUUUCAUAAACUGUUGCAUUUCCAUGGCAUUCUUCCGCUAAACGACAAUUAGUAUGCAUUAGGAAAACGAAAGUUACGUGGCUUUCCACGGCUAUCUUCAGAAAUACCAAGAAUUCAUUUGGAAGUAUCAAACAAAUAGUUGGAAUGCGGUCAUCCGACGUUGUUUGGUAGCUUCACCCCGAUGUUUGUCCGACUCGGGUAACCGUCAAAUUGAAAACUAUUCUAGAAAGCCUAAGAUAGAGCGAAACCAAAACCAAAUUAAGCAUUAGCCUAAGAAGGCUUAAUACCCAAGGUGUAUUAAGCUCAUUUAGUAGAAAAAAUGCCAAAAUUGUGUCUAAGGUCUUCGACCUCGCGACACAUCAUAUUGUUUGACAUUCGAAUAAUGUACGUGUGAAAACCAGUUUGGGGGAGGGGAGAAAUCUAAUUGGUUUCUGUUUUACAGAUAUGGAUCGUUUCUCGAAGUUCGAUAUGGUCAUCUCAGCGCCACCUCAACUCACGAUGUGGUACAAUGAUUUGGAUGGAGAUCAUAGAAGGACCCUUAAUAAAUACGUAGGUACAUUAACCGAAUUGAUCAAUAUGAAUGGUUGGCCAGAACUGAUUGAGGUACUUACGGGAUAUUGGGAUAGCCGGAGGAUGGUGUUUCGAUGUGGAACUGCCGAAAUUACCCCGACUUUGGAGGAAAUAAGAGACUGUAUAGACACCGUGGGCACCGGAAUGGAGAGGAGAGCAAGAAAACAAGAAGACAUCUUCAUCCCCAAUAAACCUUCCGUAAAUGAUAUUACGAACUGGUUUGGGUUGAGAAAGGACUUUGCCUACUGGUGCCAGGAAUCCCACGUAGCAUUCAGGGACCUUUAUAUCCGAUUUGGGCAUGCGAGCUUUUACGUCACAUACAAUCGAGAGUUCAAAAUCUCCUAUGGAGAAUGGAACGAGAUCCGUCCCCUAGCAUUUGCUGUGGCGUUAUUGGGAACAAUGGUCUUCCCUCAUGGUCCGAGUUUGAGUAUCAAUACCCGAGUCAUAACACUCGUCCGCACUUUGUUCAAAGGAUAUGAAAACCAAGGGACAACAAAACACUAUCCUAUAGCUCCGGUUAUCCUGUCCGACAUGUAUCGAGCCUUGGGAAAGUGUAAAGAGGGACACCGAUACUUUCAAGGAUGUAAUUUACUCCUCCAGUGGUGGAUCCUCAGCCAUUUAACAAAGGGUGCUGGGACUCGGGAGUUACAUACCCUCGACAACAAAAAUACCCUUAAGGAUUUGAAUGACCUGUUGUAUUGGGCAAAUAUGAACAAUCGGAGGACAAGGGGGAAAUGGGCCCAAAUUUUCUCCGAAUUAGGAGAAGAAGACCUCCAAUGGAUGCUCGACCGUUUUAUAUCCAAAGAAGUCAUCGUGGAAAGUCGUAGAAAUAUUGUGCUUCCUCUACCAUGCAUUCGGGGAAUUCGCCCUUACGCACCAUUUUGAGUCUUGCGACAGUUCGGAAGAAGACAAACUAUACCCAGAGAAGCGUACUAUGGAGCUUAUGUGUACGAUAUUGGAGAUGAUAGAGUUCACGACGCGUCUGAAAUGUUCAGAGAAUGGAAAAGCGCCAAACGUAUGAAUAAGGACACCAUCGACCCUGAUCGAUUCAAUGCAGGGUAUGACAAGGGUUACAAAGAAUGGCUCAAGAAGGACAUACAAAACGUCUCCUUUCAAACUCCACGUAGCUUUCACAGUAUAACAGACAGAGAAGCCAAAGCAGUGGCCGAGCUACGAGAGAUAAAAGAAGAGACCAAGGAGGUGUACGCUAAGUUUGUAGAGAAUCAAGACGCUCUUGAGAGGGUGACUCGAGAGGUUGAAAGACUGAGACGUGGUUAUGAUGAUUUUGAUAACUGGAUCAAAGAGAAAAUUGAGAGAAUGCGAUACGAAAGCUUGGAAGACAAAGGACGCCUGGGUGAAGGUUUUCUGCUAAUACUGAGGUACAUGUUUCAGCAAUACAAAUUUCAGAGAGACGGUGACGGAGCAGGAUCAUCUGGAGCGGCAUAGUGGACCUCGCCCCUGCGUGGGCCUGAUUUUGUUACACUUUCGA
This is a messenger RNA of Solanum pennellii, 2455 nucleotides long. RefSeq lists its product as uncharacterized. The record is from RefSeq and is a predicted model, not a curated record. Bases 841 to 1851 code for a protein of 336 amino acids. The transcript has a single exon. NCBI's taxonomy places the organism in Eukaryota, Viridiplantae, Streptophyta, Magnoliopsida, Solanales, Solanaceae.